GACGAACAGGUUGCCCCACUCUAUGGGAUACACAUCAUAUUCAGUAUGUGAACACGUCUCGAAAAUCGCGGUGGCGGGCAGUUCAGUUCAGCAGCAAAGCAUUAUUACGCCCGAUUUAUAUUGCCAUGACUACGACACUGAGCGAGCUGGAGCAGGCAGCUCAGGCAGCAGCCGCUAAGGCAUUGGCCGAUAAAAAGGAGCGUGAAAUAUACAAUAAUUUUGCCACACCCCUGGCUGGCACGUUCCUCAACUUGCCACACGAAUCGGUGGAGUUAAAGUGCCCAGCAUGUGGCGUACGGGAUCAAUCGGUGGUCCAGAACGAUCUCAAAUGGUGGGCCACCGAAAUCAAUCGCAUCGUGGGCUGUUUAUUUGUCACCUUUUGCUGCUGCUGCUGUUUCAACUACUAUGUCCCCUGCAAACAAACGGAUCGAAGCCAUUAUUGUGGCAACUGUGGCUGCUACUUUGGGCGGGCCAUGAAACGUCCACCACUUAAGCUGAAGGCGAACAAAUAAGUGGAGAACGACCAGUCAGUCAUACUUGUAUAAACAUACAUACUCGUACAUAUGUAUACUUGUAUGUAUUUUUAUUUUGAAAUACUUUUGUAUAUAAUUCUUAGGAGCUUCCCACCCACUGCAAUAAACCAAAGCUAAAUACCAGGGCGCUUGCUCGCAGCCAUCGAAAA
Messenger RNA from Scaptodrosophila lebanonensis, 682 nucleotides. RefSeq lists its product as uncharacterized. The record is from RefSeq and is a predicted model, not a curated record. NCBI's taxonomy places the organism in Eukaryota, Metazoa, Arthropoda, Insecta, Diptera, Drosophilidae. Bases 126 to 512 code for a protein of 128 amino acids. The transcript is spliced from 2 exons.